AUUAAGUGGUUAUGAUUAUUCAUUGAAUAGUUAUCUUCAAUCUUACCAAUAUCAUGCAUAUUCUCAAAGACCAUAUUCUAAAAAGAAUUAUUUAAUUAUUCCUGGAAUUGAUAAGUUUAAAACUAUUGAAAGUGAAACAUUGAAACAUAUAAAAGAAUUUACUGAAAUUACUACUGAACAUAAGAAAUAUGAUAAUGUUUUACCUUUAUCUAAUUUUGAUGGUGAUCAUAUUGAUAAUGAUAAAAGUCAACUUGAAUUAAACAAAUUUAUUGAUCCAAAUCAGCAGAUUGGUACUGAUUAUAAUUUCGAUUUAUCUAAUGGAAAUAAACCAAUAGAAACUUUAUCAAAUGGAAAUUUGAAUGAAACAAACAAUCAGAAAGAAGCAAACAAUAGUGAUAUGUUAUUACAUAAAUAUUCAUAUAAAGAACAAAAUAAAAUAGGUGCUAAUAAUAAAAAACCGUAUUUGUCAAAGAACGUUGAAACUCACUCAAAUGAGGAAUUUCUAUACAAUAGACAGUUAAUUAAAAGUCGUCAAUCUUCACGUUAUAUUAUUCUUCGUCCACGAAAAAAAAAGAAGUUAUAUUGA
This is a messenger RNA of Schistosoma rodhaini, 586 nucleotides long. The record is from the annotation of a GenBank genome assembly. NCBI's taxonomy places the organism in Eukaryota, Metazoa, Platyhelminthes, Trematoda, Strigeidida, Schistosomatidae.